Messenger RNA from Scheffersomyces coipomensis, 981 nucleotides. It is a transcript of the gene PTP1, whose product is annotated as tyrosine protein phosphatase. Lineage: Eukaryota; Fungi; Ascomycota; Pichiomycetes; Serinales; Debaryomycetaceae. Gene Ontology annotation, molecular function: protein tyrosine phosphatase activity. The record is from RefSeq and is a predicted model, not a curated record. Gene Ontology annotation, biological process: protein dephosphorylation. Bases 1 to 981 code for a protein of 326 amino acids. The transcript has 2 exons.
AUGACUGAAAAUAAAUUGGUAUGGCCCACUUAUUUAACCAUCGAUUCCAUCCAACAACGGAAAAACUUUGAUCAAUUGAAUGAUAUAGAAGCUGCCAAUUUAAAAGAAGGGAUCACAAAUAGUUCAUCACCAUGGUCUGUAAGUGAUGGUAGAAUUAAAGCUCCAAAACGUCGAAAUCGAUAUUCAAAUGUAUUCCCUUUUAAUCAUAAUCGAGUUAAAUUACCUUGUACAAAGAAAAAUGAUUAUAUAAAUGCAUCAAGAGUUCAAAUUGAUGAGGAAUCAAAAUAUAUCGUUACUCAAGGUCCAAUUGAAUCAACCAUUCAUCAUUUCUGGGCCAUGUGUUUUAAUGAAAGUGAAUUGAAUAAUACUGAUACCAUAGUUAUUGUCAUGUUAACUUCAUUGGUAGAAGAUGGUAUCUUCAAAUGUAUUCAAUAUUGGCCAAACGAUAUAAAUGAAGUUAAUUCGGAUGCUUCAUCUAUAGAAGAUAAAAUCGAUAUAGGUUCAUUACGAGUUAAAUUCUUAAAGAAAUCUUAUAAUAAAGAAGGGGAUUUUUCUUUAACUGAAUUAGAAUUAAAAUCAGCAACAAAAGUUAAAAAAGUAUAUCAUUAUUAUUAUUAUAAAUGGGCUGAUGCCAGAACUCCUCCUUCAUCUGAAUCAUUACAAAUCUUAUCAAGUCAUAUUCAUGAACAUGAUAAUGAAACUACUGGAAAAAUCAUCCCUAUAGUUCAUUGUUCAGCUGGAGUCGGUAGAUCAGGUACAUUUAUCGCCUUGGAUUAUUUCUUUAAAAAUCCUCAAUUAUUCAAAUCAGAAAAUAUAGAUCCAAAUCAAUUCGGUCCUUAUAAUCCAUCUGAUGAUUUAAUUCUUAAUACUGUCUCAACCUUAAGACAUUAUAGAAUGAUGAUGGUUCAAACCAUUCAUCAAUAUAUCUUUUUAUAUGAUACUGUCAUUAAAUUAUAUAAACAGAUCAAUUCAACUUCAUAG